Molecule: messenger RNA, 1045 nt
Organism: Trichomonas vaginalis G3
Lineage: Eukaryota; Parabasalia; Trichomonadida; Trichomonadidae
Product: organellar and viral DNA polymerase type B
Exons: 1
Molecular function (GO): nucleic acid binding
Source: RefSeq, a predicted model, not a curated record
AUGAACAUUGAGAAACAGAUGAAGAUUUAUACAAAGAGAGAGAACAAAUAUGUAGUUCGUUAUGAUAGAACAACACCGUUAUGGGAUGUUAUGAAAACAUUGUGGGAGUGCAAAUAUUUCGAACCUAUUUCUUAUGGAGAACUUUUCACAUAUACGACUGACUUAUAUAAACAGAACCUUGCACCAUUUAAAGAUUUGACAUAUGCUCCAAAGUAUUGUGUACAACUGAAGAAGAAAGCCGAGUCAAAAGAAGUAAAUAAAGCUAAAUGUAAGUUCAUUCCUGAGCACGUUUUCUUUGCUGACUUUGAAUGUAGCACUGAUGGAGUUCAUAAAGCUUUUAACAUCUGUUAUGACGGUGAAGAUGGUUCAGUGAGUGAAAGCAUUUGGGGUCAGAACUGUGCAACAGAAUUUUUGGAACGACUUCCUGACAAGAGUUUAAUAUAUUUCCAUAACCUCAGUCAUGAUAUAAACUUCAUCUUAAGACACAUGACAGAAGUGAAAGGAACUCCCAUCAUUAAAGGUUCACGAACAAUGCAGAUAACGGGAAUAUAUAAAGGUAAAGCAAUCAUUAUUAAAGAUUCAUACACUGUUAUAAAUAAGAAGCUUAAACUAUUUCCUGAAAUGUUUCAUUUGCAGUGUGGUGAAAAGGAAGUAUUUCCGUAUCAAUAUUAUUCAAGCUCUUUAUUAGCAAAUGACAACAGAACUGGUGUCAUUUCUGAAGCGUGUAAGUUUAUCCAGGAUGCGGAUACGUUCAUGAAAAACAUAGAUUCCAUCAAAGGUUGCAGAAUAGAUGAAAACCACUUCGACUUAGAAAAGUAUAGCACAUUUUAUUGCAAACAAUAUGUAAGAAUUUUAAGAGAAGGUUUUGUUAAGUUCCGCAAUGAUAUAUUAAAAGAAUUUGAUUUAAACGUUUAUGACUACGUUAGUAUUUGUUCUAUUGCUAACAAAUUAUUUGAGAACAGAGUGUACUUCCCGAAUGGAAAUUUAUAUGACCUCUCAAAUAAACCAAGAGAAUUUAUUUCACGCUGUAUUCAAGGUGGAAGAU